AAAGAUGUACAAGAAUCUUCCCAAAAAGCUGGAUAACAUGCUCCAUAUUUGGAGUGAAUUCAAUAUGCUUUCUUUGAAAUAUAAUGCUCUCAAUCUUGCUCAUGGAACUCCAGGGAUAGAUGCUCCUCCAUUUCUGAUUGAGAAUAUGGUUAAGGCAGUUAGAGAAGGUAAUAAUCAAUAUACUGCAGUUCAAGGCCAUCCUGAACUAAGAGAAGCUCUUUCGAAGUUCUACUCCCCUAGAUUUAAACCAGCAAUUAACAGAGACUUAGAUCCAAAUACUGAGAUCCUUGUCACAGUAGGAGCAAGUAGCGCUUUAAACAAUGCCAUUGUAAAUCUGGUAGACCAUGGAGAAGAGAUUCUUACUUUUGAACCUUUCUAUCCUAAUUAUAUGUCUAUCACUAAGCUUGGAAGAGGAAAGUUCAGAACAAUCCCUCUCAAAACUUCCCCUACAGAGGAUGGAUCAGCUCUCAACUUUGAGUAUGACUGGGAUACCUUUGAAGAAUCUUUAGGACCACAAACAAAGGUUGUGCUUUUGACAAAUCCUCAUAACCCCACAGGAAAAUGCUUAAGGAAAGAAGAGAUUGAAAGAAUCACAGAACUUCUAGAAGAAAAGGCCCCUCAAGCAUAUGUGAUUUCUGAUGACGUCUAUGACUUCCUCACUUAUGAUCAAGAUUAUGAAAUGUUUGCUAAUGUUGGAGAUAAUUGGAAAAAGACUAUCACAAUUUACUCUGGAGGUAAACUUAUGAAUUGUACUGGAUGGAAAGUUGGAUUUUUGAUAGCACCUCCUGAUCUCACGAGAGAAGCAGCCCUUAUGCAUGAAUCUUCGAUUUUUAAUCUGAACGUACCUGGGCAGGUUGCUAUUGCAAGAUCCCUAGACCUUCUUAAUCAGCCUUUUGAAGGAUAUAACUCAUACCCAGAAUACGUCAGAAGCACAUUUGCAAAAUCAAAAGAUGAUAUGGUUGAUAUCUUUAUGAAUUCUGGAAUUCCUUUUACUCCGACUGUAUGUGAAGGAGGAUACUUUGUGUUGCUUGAUGCAAGUGCUGCUAGGAGCCUCAUCCCAGACCAAUUUUUGACCCCAGGAAACUACGAAGAUGACAAAGAUACCUUAGUAAUCCAGAGAGAGUUCAAAAACAAAGUCCCCCUCGAUUACGCAUUCGCCAGAUGGUUCUGUAUAAACAAAGGAAUCACCAUAAUGCCAGGAUCCUCCUUCUGUAUCGAAAAAGAGAAAGACAUGAUCGACAACUUCAUCAGAGUUGCCAUCUGCAAGCCAGAAAGCAUCGUCCAACAAACCAGACAGAUCCUCUCUCAAUAACCCCAUCUCCAAAUUCACUCAAUCCAC
Molecule: messenger RNA, 1339 nt
Organism: Moneuplotes crassus
Lineage: Eukaryota; Ciliophora; Spirotrichea; Euplotida; Euplotidae
Source: the annotation of a GenBank genome assembly